This is a messenger RNA of Mucor velutinosus, 1092 nucleotides long. RefSeq names its product GTP-binding protein Rho1. The transcript is spliced from 6 exons. NCBI's taxonomy places the organism in Eukaryota, Fungi, Mucoromycota, Mucoromycetes, Mucorales, Mucoraceae. Gene Ontology annotation, biological process: tricarboxylic acid cycle; isocitrate metabolic process. The record is from RefSeq and is a predicted model, not a curated record. Gene Ontology annotation, molecular function: isocitrate dehydrogenase (NAD+) activity; NAD binding; magnesium ion binding. Gene Ontology annotation, cellular component: mitochondrion. The coding region runs from base 1 to 1092 and encodes 363 amino acids.
AUGUUAAGACAAAUCACCACUGCAAGAAACCAACUUUGCUCGAGCUUUCAAAAGACCGCUCUUCGUUCUUUUGCAUCUGUUGCCAAUACCCACACUGUCACUUUAGUACCUGGAGAUGGCGUUGGCCAAGAGUUGUCUGAAUCAGUAAAAGCAGUUUUCAAAGCCGCAGAGGUUCCUGUUGAAUGGGAGCAAUUUGACUUGUCAGGACAUGUAUCUCGUAACGAUGAUUUGAUGAAAGACACGUUGGCAUCACUGCGUCGAAACAAGGUUGGACUGAAAGGUAUCUUGUACACCCCCGUCUCGAGACUGGGACAUGCCUCGUUCAAUGUGUCUAUGAGAAAGGAUUUGGAUAUCUAUGCUUCUAUUUCACUAGUGAAAACGAUUCCUGGCGUCAAGGCUCGUUUCAGUGAGAUUGAUUUAGCCAUUAUUCGUGAAAAUACAGAGGGCGAGUACUCUGGAUUAGAGCAUCAAUCUUAUCCAGGCGUCGUCGAGUCAUUGAAACUGGUUACACGCUACAAGACGGAACGUAUUGCUCGGUUUGCCUUUGAUUUUGCUUUAAAGAACAAUCGCAAGAAGGUUACUUGUGUCCAUAAGGCCAACAUCAUGAAACUAGGUGAUGGUUUGUUCUUGAAUACGGUUCGUGAUAUCUUUGAAAAAGAGUACACGAAAUCAGGCAUUGUAUUGAAUGAUAUGAUUGUGGACAAUGCUUCCAUGCAACUGGUAUCUCGUCCUCAGCAGUUUGACGUGCUUGUUUUGCCUAAUCUCUACGGCAAUAUCCUCUCCAAUGUCGGCGCAGGCUUAGUGGGUGGGCCUGGUAUCAUCCCUGGAUCAAGCUAUGGGCGUGAAUAUGCUGUAUUCGAGCCUGGUUGUCGUCAUGUAGGCGAGGAUAUCGGUGGAAGCAAUGUUGCCAACCCCACAGCCAUGAUCCUUAGCUCCGUCAUGAUGCUGAGACAUCUCGGUCUUUUGGAUCAUGCCAACCGUAUCUCCAAUGCCGUUUACCUCACCAUUCAAAACAAGGAAUGCCGAACUCGCGAUAUGGGAGGACAGCAAAGCACAACUGAAUUUACAAAGUCUGUCAUUUCAUCCUUGUAA